GGAAGGUGCUUUGGCCUUUUCAUUUAGAUGUCACGAGGUUUUUUUACUGUUGCGUAUGUUGCGUAUCAACAAAAAUUAUAACGUCAAUAAUUUAAAUAUUCUACAAGUUUGCGGAAUUUUACUCUAACGUCAAAACAUCCACUAAUAAUUUUCAGGUCUUAAUUUUUGAUCUGUUCACUUACUGGGAGUUGUCACGUGCAAUUUUCUAAAAAUGCCUGAUAACGUAACUGCACGCGACUUAACCAUUCAGCAAUCUGAAAUACCUCAGCAUCAUGCGUAUAUUUACAAAUUCCGCGUCGAACAGUGCCCUUUAUUUUUACAACACAAGUGUACACAACAUAGACCAUUCACCUGCUUUCACUGGCAUUUUCAAAAUCAAAGAAGGCGCAAACCUGUACGCAGAAGGGAUGGUACUUUGAAUUACAGUGCUGAUGAGUAUUGCACAAAGUAUGAUGAAACUACAGGUAUUUGCCAAGAUGGUGAUGAGUGUCCUUUCCUUCAUCGUACUGCUGGUGACACAGAGAGAAGAUAUCACUUGAGGUACUUCAAAACUGCUCCAUGUGUUCAUGAAACUGACACAAGAGGAUUCUGUGUAAAAAAUGGAGUUCAUUGUGCAUUUGCUCAUGGGAAUUCUGAUUUACGUAAUCCAGUGUAUGACAUCAGAGAUAUAAGGGCUAAAGAAACUGCUGAGGCAGAUAUGAGUGGACCUAAUGCCCUUGAUAAAGAAAGAAGUCUUCUGAAUGAUGAUCCCAAAUGGCAGGACACAAACUAUGUUUUAACCAAUUAUAAAACAGAGCAAUGCAAAAAACCGCCACGUCUAUGUCGACAAGGCUAUGCCUGUCCUCAGUAUCACAACAGCCGAGACCGCAGAAGGAGUCCUAAAAAAUUUAAAUACCGUUCUACACCCUGUCCUAACGCCAAGCAUGGAGAAGAAUGGGGUGAUCCUUCUGGGUGUGACAACGGAGAUAUGUGUCAGUAUUGCCACACCCGAACUGAGCAGCAAUUUCAUCCAGAGAUAUACAAAUCCACUAAAUGUCAUGACAUGCAGACGAAUAGUUAUUGUCCUAGAGGAUCAUUUUGUGCUUUUGCUCACGGAGAUUUUGAAGUGGUAAGAGAUAAUGGUCAAUACCAGGAUGGUGGAAACAAUUUGGCUGAACUUUUGUCCAGUGCAUUGCCUGCUGUAAAUAACCGAACUUACGGAAAAGAAAAUACCAAUUUGAAUGACUUGAAUGACGGACGUAGUAUCGAUCUACUUCUAGAUAAUUCUCCUAGAAGCAUUUUGGAUACCCAUUCUACUUCGUCAUCCGCCACAGCAAGCACUAGCGUUCCUAUGCAAACAGCUUACAGCCGAUUACAAAGUCUUGAAACUGGCGAAUCAAUUUUAGCUUCUAGUGGUCCAACGGCAGUUGGGACCACCAUAGGUGGCUUUGGCCCACUAGUACACCCAAUAUGUAAACCCAGAUCACUGUCGGUGCCAGGGGCCGACAUGAACUCAUCAGGAAUCGAUCGAAUGAUAAGUUUGGAUCGAGAUGAAUGGGAUCCCAUUACAAAUCCCGAUCAAUUCGAUACUCUUUCAAAGAAAUCUAAUCUAUACGGUACGGGAACGUUGGGUGGUCUAUUGUCACAUCUUCAACCAGCCGCGUAUUUUCCGACUGCGGCUAGAUUAAGCAAUUCAACAAAUGCUCCAGAUUGCGUUAUUGGACAUGCAAUGGAUGAAAAUGAAGAGCAGUUUAAGGAUAGUAGUCGAGAAUAUGAAUCCGAACAACCUUCAUUGUGUGAAUCAAUAACGAUGGGUGUAGGAUUGCUGACGGGGUCUGCUCCGGUUAAUAUUCCACGAAGUGGACUUGAUCGCCACCCUCCUCGCUUGUCACCUUCACCACCGGCUGUUAAUCUGUUCUCAGGAAUACGAGUUGGCGCUCACGAAAUACCAUUGGAAGGAUCAAACAAUUCGACUUCUCUGUUCUUUAAAAGGGUUGGAAGUUAUAGUAACACCGGUGCACCAUUUCUUGACUGGGGGAAUCACCAAACUAGUCCAAGUAACAACAGUUGUAGAGGAUUGACAGGCUCCGGUGCUAACCACUCACCAUUACUAAGCAGUGUGGCUUCGAUGAGUGGAUCGCUUGGAAAUCAUGACAGGUUGCGAGAUGAUGCGGCAAAUCACCAAGCAAAAGUGCUCUCCUUAGAAGAGGAUUUGUCGCAAGCCAGGAAUGCUUGCGAUGCUUGGAGAUGCAAAGCGAUAGUUGCCGAGCAACAGCGUGAUGAGGCUGUGGCAAGGGUAACUGCUCUUCAAAAUGAAAUGAGGAUACUGCGUGACUCCAUUUCUGUCCACUCACAUCGAAACAAAGAAGGAGAAGAAAUGCGCAAUGUUCAGAUAUGAUUUCAGCUUAAUUCAUUGUCAAAACUAUCAAUUUAAAAAAUCACAAAUUUUCCAAUUGAUUUCAAACCUAUUUAGGUAGUAAGUACUUGAUAAAUUCAACAUAUACAAUAGACUGUCUAUUUUUUUCUUGACAUAAUAUCUGAACACUUCAUGAUUCAUCCGUAAACCAUUUGGAAUUAGGCUGUUCACCUUUUCGGCAUAGUUAAGAAAUAUUCUCUUAAACCUACGCAGCUUGUUAGCCAGCAUGCGUGAAUAAUUUCUUUUCUUCAAAUCUCCCUUCUAUUUGCGACGCUUAUUCUAAACUAUUGAUCUACUCUGUUCAUUUCUCUCGAUCCUUAAUUAAAGUUCCACUUCAAGAUGGGCUGUUCUUCAAUUCCUGUUAUAAUGCUGAUGUAUUCAAACAGUAGUGAUGAUGUUGACGUUUCAUCUUUUCUAUUGAUUUCCGUUAAUUGUAAUUCUUCAGGAUACUUUGUCUUCCCAUUUCUUCGUACCACACAUGUGUAUUGAAUUAGAGAGUUUAACUGUAAGACUACGUCAAUAAUCAAUAAGCUACAAAAUUGCUGUAGGCCUACUAAUAUUGUUGACAUGUUCGUUGCCUACAGUUAUCAAAUUUGGAAAAUCAAAGUACACCAUACAAAAUUAAAAA
Molecule: messenger RNA, 3023 nt
Organism: Daphnia pulicaria
Lineage: Eukaryota; Metazoa; Arthropoda; Branchiopoda; Diplostraca; Daphniidae
Gene: unk
Product: RING finger protein unkempt-like
Exons: 10
Coding region: 212-2377 (721 amino acids)
Molecular function (GO): metal ion binding
Source: RefSeq, a predicted model, not a curated record